CGGGAGGGGCGGCCCGGAUGACUUCUCCCUGAGAGAACCGCUGGUGGCGGCGCGGGCGAGCGCCAGCGCGCCUAGGCCCUGCUCGCCCAGCCGCUGCCACCUGCAGUGACCAUGAUAGUGUUUGUCAGGUUCAACUCCAGCCAUGGUUUCCCAGUGGAGGUCGAUUCUGACACCAGCAUCUUCCAGCUCAAGGAAGUGGUUGCUAAGCGACAGGGGGUCCCAGCUGACCAGCUGCAUGUGAUUUUUGCAGGGAAGGAGCUUCCAAAUGACCUGACAGUGCAGAGCUGUGACCUGGAACAGCAGAGCCUCGUCCACAUUGUGCAGAGACCAUGGGGAAAAGGGCAGGGCACGAAUGCAACUGGAGGCCAUGCACCUGGGAACCCCUGUGCGGGCCCGGACAGGGAGCCCAAGAGCUUGACACGCGUGGACCUCAGUGGCUGCGUCCUGCCUGCGCACUCCGUGGGGCUGGCCGUCAUUCUGGACACAGACGGCCGGAGUUACUCCCCAGCAGCCGCAAGGCCCGGUAAAACGACCUACAAGAGUUUUUACGUUUAUUGCAAAGACCCCUGUCGAAGAGUGCAGCCGGGAAAGCUGCGGGUGCGGUGCGGGGCCUGCAGACAGACCACGCUCACCUUGGCCCAGGGUCCAUCUUGCUGGGAAGACGUCUUAAUUCCAAACCGGAUGCGAGGUGAAUGCCAGUCCCCAGACUGCGCCGGCACGCGAGCUGAGUUUUUCUUUAAAUGUGGAGCGCACCCGACUUCCGACGAGGACACGUCAGUGGCUUUGAACCUGAUCACCACCAACAGUCGGGACAUCAGCUGCAUCACAUGCACAGACAUCAGGAGCCCCGUGCUGGUCUUCCCGUGCAACCACCACCACGUCAUCUGCUUGGACUGCUUCCACCUGUACUGUGUGACGAGACUCAAUGACCGGCAGUUUGUCCACGACGCCCAGCUCGGCUACACGCUGCCCUGCGUGGCUGGCUGUCCCAACUCCUUGAUUAAAGAGCUCCAUCACUUCAGGAUUCUGGGAGAAGAGCAGUACAACCGGUACCAGCAGUACGGGGCGGAGGAAUGUGUGCUGCAGAUGGGGGGCGUGCUGUGCCCCCGCCCGGGCUGUGGAGCAGGCCUGCUGCCCGAGCAGGGCCAGAGGAGAGUCACCUGUGAAGGAGGCAACAGCCUGGGCUGUGGGUUUGUCUUCUGCCGGGACUGCAAGGAUGCGUACCAUGCCGGCGGCUGCAGCACGCUGUUUAACACCUCGGGAGCCACUUCUCAGGCCUACAGAGUGGACGCGCGGGCCGCCGAGCGAGCCCGCUGGGAGGAGGCCUCCAAGGAGACCAUCAAGAACACCACCAGGCCGUGUCCCCGCUGCGGCGUGCCGGUGGAGAAGAACGGAGGAUGCAUGCACAUGCAGUGCCCGCAGCCCCACUGCAGGAUGGAGUGGUGCUGGAACUGCGGCUGCGAGUGGAACCGCGUCUGCAUGGGCGACCACUGGUUCGAUGUGUAGCGGGCACAGCAGGCCACAGCCUCUGCCUGCCCCGUGGCCGGCGGUCCUUCUUCCAAACACAGAUGCUUGCUCACACACGCACACACACACACACACAUAAUUAUAGAAACUUCUGGAUCCCAUUUACUGCAUCCAGGAAAAACUACCACCAGCAACGGUGCCUGUUCACACCUCAGGAAAUACCAUAGCACCAUGAACGCACUUGAUGUAAACUUGACACAAACCCUGGCUCUUACACUGAUUUUAGUUAGGCCGCAUCAGCUCCUGGAAGGAGACUGCUCAAGUUUAGUCUCCUGCAUUUUACUGCACGUGAGUACUGAGCGGAAGCCACUGGUGAGGUGGGAAGUAAUUGGGGUGUGGGCACAGUGUGGGGGCUCUCACAGGACGGACGGUCGUGGCGUCUUAGAGCUAACGAUAGCCAUGGCUUGGAGAGUGAUUUUCCCAUCUCACAGGGCCCCAGGUGAGCGCCAAGGAUAUUUGCUUUUCUCUGAGAAUUCUUUCGAUAAAUUUUGCUGGUAAAAUACGCGCUACGCACACAUCAAAAUGCCAACCACCGAGAGGUCAGGAAAGGGACCUGCAAUGCCGGCUUUGCAGUUCCAGGAAACAAAGCAAAACUCACGGUACUUUGAUCUCCUUUGAUUAUUUGCAACAUUUGCAAGAACUUAUUUCUUCUGAAGACAUCACACGUUCUAGAAUGUGCAUAGCUUGGCAAUCGAGCUCCUCUGCCUUUACUGUAAAUCUAGUAGAUAAAGGAGAUCGUUUUUUAGAACAAUUUCAGAAUUGCUCUAGGCCAGUGUUAUCAAAAGUGCAGGAUCUGAAGCUGAAUGUAUAUGGAAGGAGUGCUUCCAGAAUGAUCUACAUGAAAAUGCCCCUCCCCCAGGCGACUGCCCAAGAAGCCUGGACCGCCAGGGCCUUGGCACAGGCCGGCAGGCACGCAUCAGAACACACAAGCUAACAAGCUUUGUCUUGGACCACUACUCACAUUUGCAGCUGGUUGUUGAGGUGUUUGAGACCCACAGAAAGAUUCCCUCUAGAACCCGUGAGUAGAGUUUCCACAACCACUCAUGCUGGCGAGAACUUGUUGCGGGCCACGGCAGCCUCCCGCCGGCCUGCUGGCUCCCCCGGAGACAGAACCAAGAACGUCACUGACAACACGAGAUGCCCUGCUGGGUUUAAAGGCCUUGAUGUUCCCACCUCAGUGCCCCGGCUUCUCUUUUUAGACAAGCCCUUGCCGCUGGCAGAAGAGGGGGCCACCCCUGGAACUUUCCAGAUCACAUCCUGAGCAUGUCUGUCCCUCUGUCCGUGAUGACGUGGCCCUCUGUUUCCUGGGAGGUGCAGCACUGGAACAUCACACAAGCAGCCGAAUUUGGCUUUGCAUUAGAGUAUCCAUCCGGCCCACAGGCCAACUGCCACCACACCUGUGCCCUGACGCCCGGGGUCACGCAGAAACGCCAGCAAGGGCGAGGGCAGCGGGCGGCAUCUCCUUCCGUCAGCCAGGCAGUGUGGUCCUGACAAUCCCAGUCCAUCCCCGCUGCCGAAGCCAGCAGCACCGAGCCACGGCCCAUACCAUAUCACCGUGGCUCCGCUUUCUGGGCGCUGCUUUUGUUACUGACCCCUUAGAAUUCUGCACGGGGUUUUAGAGUUUUGAAGCUGGAAUGAGGUUUGCAGUCACCAGUGGCCGGGGAACCCGGUCCCCUGGGGCCAGGGGGCUGACUGUCCAGCAGGGUCCUUGGUGUUUUCACACUAGAGUAGUGAUUCUUAAAAUAUCUUAAGGGGGAAAAAACCACUGUGUAUGAACAUGACUCAGGAAUAGUAUUAUUGGAGCCUGAACUGUGUAAUAAAAUAUGAAGAUCAAAAGAACAGAAACAAGAUCUCUGCCAAAUAAUCGUUAUUUUUCUCUUACGUGUGUUGAGAAAUAUCUGAUGCCUGUGUCUACUGCUGAAUUCACACUGUCAAUAAAAGCUUCAAAAGAUU
Messenger RNA from Dipodomys spectabilis (banner-tailed kangaroo rat), 3480 nucleotides. It is a transcript of the gene Prkn, whose product is annotated as parkin RBR E3 ubiquitin protein ligase. Gene Ontology annotation, cellular component: cytosol; cytoplasm; Golgi apparatus. Gene Ontology annotation, biological process: regulation of cellular response to oxidative stress; protein polyubiquitination; regulation of apoptotic process. Gene Ontology annotation, molecular function: ubiquitin conjugating enzyme binding; zinc ion binding; ubiquitin protein ligase activity. Bases 112 to 1506 code for a protein of 464 amino acids. The record is from RefSeq and is a predicted model, not a curated record. Lineage: Eukaryota; Metazoa; Chordata; Mammalia; Rodentia; Heteromyidae. The transcript is spliced from 12 exons.